AUAACAACUCAAACCAAUUCUAAUUUUCUAAACCUAAUUUUUGCUUCAAUUUUCUCUCAAUUCUCUUCCGUUCCUCAAUUCCUCUGUCAAUUAUAAUUCUAAAUCUUGAUUCAUAGAAGGGAAAUCGUUAAUCAUAGAUCGGUCUCCAAUUGUUUAAUAACUGUAAGUAUCAAUAUUUUAUAUAUUUUUUUGUAUAUUUUUUCGAUUAUUGUUCAUGAUUUUGGACAUAGAAAUAUAAUUUUCAAUUUUUGGUUGAAUUAAUUUAUGAAUUGAAUGAAAAUUUAUUUAAUUUUCAGUAUUGUUGCAUGAUAGCAUUUGAUGAUUUUUCUGAAAAGCAUUUUAUGAUUGAAAUUUUACCUUUUUUUGUAUUGUUUGUUGCAAAAUUUCCCUUUUAUUUUUGUUCUAAAAAUCUGAAAGCUUUUGAUUCUAACGUUUCUUAUAUUUUCUUUCUGAAAAUCGCCUAAAAAAUUGUUUAUGCUAUUUUAUUCUGGGAGUUAUGAACCACUCAGAUUUUGUUAUAUAGCUUUGUCUUUACUUUCAAUUACAAUUGUAAAAAUUGCUCAAGAAUUUUGUUCAAAGAUGUAUUGUUCUAUGCUACAUGUUGAAAUUGUUAUGAUUUCCAAAUUUUUUUCUUCUGCAUUUCACACAUUUUGUACUAAACUUGACCUAGAAUUUAUGAUUUCUUUGCAAUUACUGGCCUAUUUUUUGUGAUUAACAUUUUGCUUUGUUCUUUUUCCAGGAAAAGUGUGGAUGAACUAAUGGAGUCUAAAGGUGGUAAAAAGAAGUCUAGCAGUAGUAAAUCCUUUUUAUACGAAGCCCCUCUUGAUUACAUCAUUGAAGACGUUCGACCACACGGUGGAGUAGAAAAAUUCAAAUCUGCUGAUUACUCAAACUGCAUCCGCAAGCCAUCCUGAGAUUGUUUGGGUUCUUGUGUUUUAUAGUUCUUAGGUCUUUCAUACUGCAAUCUUAUUCUAGUUUACUCCUUCAACUCCUCCACUUUGUUUUUCUUCAACUCUUAUUCCCUUUCUCUACAAACAAAAACAAUUUUUUUCUCCUUUUGGGUCAAAAUGGCCAUGACAAACUCAGCUAUUGGUUUUGAAGGCUAUGAAAAGAGGCUUGAGAUAACUUUUUUUGAGAAUGGUGUUUUCUCUGAUCCUGCUGGAUUAGGUCUCCGAGCAUUGUCUAGAGACCAAAUUGAUGAGAUUCUGAAACCAGCAGAAUGCACUAUUGUUGACUCAUUGUCUAACGAUUAUGUUGAUUCAUAUGUUCUUUCUGAGUCAAGCUUAUUCAUUUAUUCUUACAAGCUUAUUAUCAAAACCUGCGGGACUACAAAAUUGCUUCUGUCUAUCCCUGCAAUUCUUAAGCUUGCUGAUGGUCUUAACAUUGGUGUGAAAUCGGUGAGGUACACUCGAGGAAGCUUCAUCUUCCCUGGUGCUCAAUCGUUCCCUCAUCGAAGCUUUUCUGAGGAAGUUGCUGUUCUUGACAACUAUUUUGGCAAACUGGGUAAUGGUAGCCAAGCUUACAUGAUGGGUGAUGCUAACAAGUCAACAAUUUGGCACAUUUACUCUGCCUGUGCUAAGUCAGAAGCUUCAACGGAAGCUGUCUAUGGCCUUGAAAUGUGCAUGACUGGUUUAGAUAAAGAAAAGGCUUCAGUGUUUUUCAAGACAGAUAACUCUUCAGCAGAUUCAAUGACUAAGAAAUCUGGAAUCAGAAAGAUCCUUCCAAAAUCUGAUAUAUGUGAUUUUGAAUUUGAACCAUGUGGGUAUUCAAUGAAUGGAAUUGAAGGAAAUGCAAUAUCAACUAUCCAUGUAACCCCGGAAGAUGGAUUCAGUUAUGCAAGCUUUGAAGCAGUGGGUUAUGACUAUGAAGAGAAAUGUUUGAAUGAACUUAUUGAAAGGGUUUUAGUAUGUUUCUAUCCAGCUGAGUUUUCUGUUGCUUUGCACAUUGAUAUGAGUGGUGAAAACCUUAACAAAUUUCCUUUGGAGGUUAAAGGAUACUACUGUGGAGAAAGGUCCAAUGAAGUGCUUGGAGAAGGUGGUGCUGUUGUGUACCGUACCUUUGUUCGUAACGAUGGCUGCACAUCUCCUAGGUCUACUCUUAAAUGCUGCUGGAGUGAGGAUGAAAGCGAGGAGGAAGUGAAGGAGAUAUAGUACUAUUACUUUGGUCUUUAUGUUAUGCUCUUGUUUAUCUAUACUGUUUUCAGUGUUGUUUUUUUAUCUGAAUAAAUUUGAGCUUUCGUUGUGAAAGUUAUUCAAUAAUCGUCUUGUGUUAUGUUUGUACCGGAUUAUAUUUCUAAAUAAAUAAGUAUUUGUUGGUUUUAA
Trifolium pratense (red clover) is the source of this 2321-nucleotide messenger RNA. RefSeq names its product S-adenosylmethionine decarboxylase proenzyme-like. The coding region runs from base 1068 to 2150 and encodes 360 amino acids. The transcript is spliced from 3 exons. NCBI's taxonomy places the organism in Eukaryota, Viridiplantae, Streptophyta, Magnoliopsida, Fabales, Fabaceae. The record is from RefSeq and is a predicted model, not a curated record. Gene Ontology annotation, biological process: spermine biosynthetic process; spermidine biosynthetic process. Gene Ontology annotation, molecular function: adenosylmethionine decarboxylase activity. Gene Ontology annotation, cellular component: cytosol.